UGUCAGCUCGCCCUGACGCCGUUCUCUCCUUGGUAACCGCCCAGGCCGGCGGCAGCUCCUCUGUUCUCUUCCGGACAACAAUAAUGGCGGAUCCCGAGGCCACAGCAGCUCCCUCCUCUCCUGGUGCCGGAAACCCUCACCCGCCGCCGGGGACCGAUGGCUCCCAGCGGCUCCUCUUCUCCCAUGACUUGGUAUUUGGUAGCUACCGAGGUCACAGCCGCUUCGGCCUUGUGAGGCUCAUCCAUGGGGAGGACUCAGAGACCGAGGAGGAUGAGGAGGUGGUGGUGGAAGCAGAGGAGACUGGUGGGGGCCGCAGGAAAGGAGGAGGCGGCGGAGGAGGAGGAGGAGCGGGUGGGCCAGGAGGACAGGGGAGCCCCGGUUCGGACACCGCUGGGGAGGCCAGCAGAUUCGGGCCACUCCGGAGGGGCUACGUGCGGGUGCAGUGGUACCCAGAGGGGAUCAGACAGGAUGUGAAGGAGACCAAGUUAAAACUGGAGGAUCGAUCAUUGGUGCCUAGAGAUGUUGUACGCCGCGUGAGUACAAAGGACAGUCAGUGUGGCACAGUUAUAGAUGUGAACAUAGACUGUAUGGUAAAAGUGGUGGGAACCAACUGCUUCCUUCAUCCUGUCAACAGCAAGGAACUGCAGCAUAUAUGGCCUAUCAUGUAUGGGGAUUACAUUGCUUAUGACUGCUGGCUUGGUAAAGUUUAUGACCUCAAAAACCAGGUUAUACUGAAGCUGUCUAAUGGAGCCAGGUGUUCCAUGAGCACGGAAGAUGCUUCUAAAUUAUAUGAUGUCUGUCCCCAUGUCAGUGACUCGGGUCUAUUUUUUGAUGACUCUUACGGGUUCUAUCCUGGCCAAGUGCUUAUUGGUCCAUCCAAGGUGUUUUCAAACGUGCAGUGGCUGUCUGGGGUGAAACCAGUUCUGAGUGCCAAGAGCAAGUUCCGUGUGGGUGUUGAAGAGGUACAAGUAACAGAGUUGAGAGUAACCUGGAUUACAAAAAGCUUUUGUCUUGGGGGUACAGACUCUAUGGACCCACCAUCCUCUGUUAUAACCCAAGAAUCUUUGCACAAGGUAAAGAGGAUGGGCUCGUUUGACCACACACAGAGGCAGCUGGGAGAGAGAUGCCUAUAUAUCUUUCCAACCAUGGUGGAACCUACAAGAAUCUUGUGUGAAAGCCUUGAGAAGAACUGUCUUCUCGGGGAAGUGACUGGAACAAAAAAGCAAAUGGACAAGUUACGGGAAAAGCAAAUUGUGAAAAUUAUUUCCUGUACCCAAGAUCCUUCCAACCCAGCAGAAUUGCUAAAAAGAAACUCUACCAAUCCUCCAGCACCUGAAGAGACCGAGAAAGGUGCAGUGCGUGAUGAAGCUUCCCAUGACCGUGGCGGAGAGUUGAGCAAAGUGCCGAGCUCUGAAGAGUGUUGUGCCCAGGAUCAGUUGCUAGGCAAUGUUCGGGAGAUGUUCCAUGAUUUGCCCCUUCAGGCCAGUGAACAAGAUGCAGAUGAUGAGGCUGCAGAGGACACUGAUGACACCAGCUCUGUGACCUCUUCUGCCAGCUCUACGACAUCCUCAAAAAGCGGCAGUGGGACUGGGCGUAAGAAGAGCAUACCUCUGUCUAUACGAAACCUAAAGCGAAAGCACAAAAAGAAGAAAAAGAGCAAAGUGUACAGAGAGUUUAAAACCGGGGACAGAGUGGCAGUUGAAGUCAUUACCACAGUGACUACCGCUGAUGUCAUGUGGCAGGAUGGAACUAUAGAUACCAAUAUUCGCUCCAAUGAGCUGAUCCCUAUUCAGCAUUUGGAUAACAACGAGUUCUGUCCAGGAGAUUUUGUGGUGGAUAAAAGAGCUCAUGCGGGGCAGGAUCCCAGCAUAUAUGGUGUGGUGCAGUCUGGAGAUCAUACAGGAAGAACCUGUGUUGUAAAAUGGAUCAAACUGAACUCUGAAGGGAAUGAUGUUGAAGUUGUUGGAGAAGAAGAGGAUGUCAGUGUAUAUGAUAUUGUUGACCACCCAGACUUCAGAUUUCGAGCCACAGAUAUUGUGAUACGCAUUGGGAGCUCGGACCCUGAUGGCAGCCAGCCAUCAGUGGGACAGGUUGCUCGUGUGGACGUUAGUAGUAAAGUAGAAGUGAUCUGGGCUGACAAUUCUAGAACCAUUGUUCUUCCACAGCAUUUGUACAAUGUAGAGUCUGAGCUGGAGGAAUCCUUCUUCGACUCCGUGGAUAGCAGUUCUAGUGGCGCUUCCUCUGAUGAGUGGGAAGAUGAUAGUGACAGCUGGGAGACUGACAAUGGUUUGACGGAGGAUGACUCUCGUAUUGGCAUAGAGGUAACAGAGGAAGCACAGAGUGCAGCCGCAGAACCAACAACACAACCUGAAGUAGAAGAGCCAGGGCAAAGUUCUGCUUCAGCAGCUGCAGCCGCUUUAGGUGUCUCGGGACUUGUAGCCAAAGUGAAUGAAAAGGAAGGGUUUGUAAAGAGCUUUAAAGAACUUAAGGAGGCUAUUAAAAUUCUUGAGAGCCUGAAAAACAUGACUGUAGAACAGCUUUUGACUGGUUCUCCGACUUCACCCAUUGCUGAGCCAGAGAAAUUCACCAGGGAAAAGAAAUUCCUUGAUGAUAUCAAGAAGUUGCAGGAGAACCUUAAGAAGACUCUUGAUAAUGUGGCCAUAGCGGAGGAGGAGAAAAUGGAAUCCGCACCAGAAGCAGAGAAAGAGGACAAAGCUGAGGCUCAGACGCCUGUACGGUCUGAAUGGCCAAGUGACACACCUGUCCUGUGCCAGCAGUGUGGUGGCAAGCCUGGGGUUAUAUUCACCAGUGCCAAAGGAGAGGUGUUCUCAGUGUUAGAUGCUGCACCAGAGAGCCAUGUUUUCAAGAAGUUGGAAUUCCAGGCGCCAGAAGCGAAAAAGUUUUUCAGCACUGUGCGCAAGGAAAUGGCGCUUCUUGCCACCUCUCUUCCUGAUGGCAUCAUGGUGAAAACCUUCGAAGACAGAAUGGACCUCUUCUCUGCCUUCAUAAAAGGGCCUACGCGCACCCCAUAUGAAGACGGCCUGUUUCUGUUUGACAUUCAACUGCCCAAUAUCUAUCCGGCUGUGCCACCUCUCUUCCGUUACCUGUCUCAAUGCAGUGGGAGGCUGAAUCCUAAUCUCUAUGACAAUGGGAAAGUGUGUGUUAGUCUGCUGGGCACCUGGAUUGGAAAGGGUACAGAGAGGUGGACAAGCAAGUCUAGUCUUCUUCAAGUUCUGAUAUCCAUACAAGGUCUCAUCUUGGUAAAUGAACCAUACUACAAUGAGGCUGGCUUUGACAGUGACCGUGGGCUGCAGGAAGGCUAUGAGAACAGUCGCUGCUACAAUGAGAUGGCACUUAUAAGAGUGGUUCAGUCUAUGACACAGAUGCUGAGGAGACCUGUUGAAGUCUUCCAACAGGAGAUCCUUGAACAUUUUCAAAGCAAUGGCUGGCGUUUAGCUCAUAGAAUAGAGACAUGGCUAGAAACCAACGGCAUGGUAGAAAAGGGAGGGGAGUUUUCUAAUGGCCAAGAGCACCCCUGCAUAGUACCCUACAGUCCCACUGAGCUAGAAAGCACGCCGGAGCCUUCAUUGAGUUCCAAAGACCUGGACGAUUCUGGAUGUGGAGCUUCCACUCUUUCACCAGGAGAUGCUCCACAAUAUUCUGACUUGGAGAACAUGGGUAAAGUGGUAGUAGUGGGUACCACCAACAGUUCUGCAGAGGAGCCACGAGGGGCAACUGGAGGAGUGCAGCAGAGUGUAAAACCAAAGAAACGCAGAAAGAGCUACCGUAGUUUUCUGCCUGACAAACGAGGCUACCCUGAUAUCGGCUUCCCUUUGUUUCCUCUAUCUAAGGGCUUCAUCAAAAGCAUCCAGGGCGUUCUCGGUCAAUACAAGGCUGCACUCUUGGAAGCUGGCAUUUUGGAGCCCCGUGGAGGCAGACUGACCUUACCUUUGUAGAAGUGAGAGACCCAGCUUUAUUUGCCUUUCCCACACACUUCAUCUUACACAUUCUCUUCUCCCCAUCCUUUUCACUGCCAAGUUAGGCCCAAUAUAAAAGUCUGGGGUAACGUAAGACUUCUAAAAUACAGUGUCUCCUGUACGAGUCGAGACCACACAAGAUUGUAACCUUAAUAAUAAUGGCUGAAAUGUUGCUGUAUGCUCUACUGUUCUUAUUUUACUCUGUCCAGUUAAUCUGCUCCUGACAUAAUGUCUUGGGGCUGCCUUGCUGCUAUAGGGCAGAGAAGUGUACCUUUUAAUGCUCAUGAAAUAUGAUCCUUUACCUCGGCUUUGUCCUAGACCCAACCCUACAAGGGUCAUGUAGUUAACCUCAUACCUACUCUUCUGUCGGUACUCUUAUUUAAGGGAAUUUCUGAAGGAUGGCUCUAUCCGAACAAUUGAAUGUCUGCUGUAAAGAGAGCUGUAUUAUUGUGGGGCAAAACCUUUUCUGCACGAUUAUUAAUAGUGUAGGAAGAGAGCCUAUCACCAUUGUCGUGGUGUUCCAGGCUGGUCAUGUUUUUACAAUAUCACAAGUAAAUCCUGGUGAGUCUGUACAGGCGAUAGCCGCUGAUUAGUCCAGCAGCGAUGACGGCAGAUAUUUUGAAAACAUAGAUAACAAGUACAGUAAGCUUGCCAUGUUUGACCUGGGCAUUGAAGUGUGUCUGCCAGUACAUAUCAUUGGCAGCUGGGAGGUCUCUUAUUAAAGGUUGGCAAGCAUACAGAGAACCAAUGAGUUCACAAUCAAAUGUCUAGCAUCUGUAAUCUUGUACUGCUUAUUACAGACCUCUGAUAAAACACUAAGGACUAGUUUGGUCUCUAAGUUUGGAUUAUAAUGGUAAUAAAUAUGUCUAUAAAUAAAAUAAAUAAGAGAACCUUGUGGCAUUGGCAAAGUUGAUCACAGGCUCAUAUCAACGCCCUGUGCAAAAGAAUGGUUAAAGACUUUAGCCUUUAAAUCGAUGCUAUGGCACACUAGCCGAUUCCUUCUAAUCACAUGUUCUAGGCUAAUGGAUGGACAUGCCUCUGUUUAAUAUAUCGGGGCAGAGAACGUGAUAUCAGUCACAGCUGGACUGGGAAUCCAUUCCAAUGUCAUGACUUGUAGCUGCAUACCUGUAAUGAUUAAUAUAAUAAAACACUGCCAUAAAGAAUGCAGGUCAAAGUAUGCUUUCCUAACUCCUGCCUGCCCUUUAUGUUCUGCCUGACAUCUAGGCAUGUUUACAUCUACUCUAGGGGUUAUCUGCCAGCUCUUGUCCACUUGUGACUCUGAGUUAUCCCUUAUGUAUGUAACGUUUAGGAGUCUUAACGCAAAAUAAACCACUAAAAUGUGCACAGAGGAGAGCAUGAGUGAUAAAUGGGCAUUUAGAUGUAGACUGUGUGAUGUUAUUUAAACAAUGUAUAGACUGCGCUGUAUAACUUUAUUUUUUUUGCCCCCUUUUUUUUUUUUUUUUUUUUUUUUUUUUUUAACCCCUGCUCCCC
Messenger RNA from Pseudophryne corroboree (corroboree frog), 5468 nucleotides. RefSeq names its product ubiquitin conjugating enzyme E2 O (gene UBE2O). NCBI's taxonomy places the organism in Eukaryota, Metazoa, Chordata, Amphibia, Anura, Myobatrachidae. The transcript is spliced from 18 exons. The record is from RefSeq and is a predicted model, not a curated record. Bases 84 to 3956 code for a protein of 1290 amino acids. Gene Ontology annotation, molecular function: ubiquitin conjugating enzyme activity.